Messenger RNA from Kalmanozyma brasiliensis GHG001, 1308 nucleotides. Its product is annotated as Endoplasmic reticulum vesicle transporter, C-terminal. Lineage: Eukaryota; Fungi; Basidiomycota; Ustilaginomycetes; Ustilaginales. Gene Ontology annotation, biological process: endoplasmic reticulum to Golgi vesicle-mediated transport; retrograde vesicle-mediated transport, Golgi to endoplasmic reticulum. The transcript has a single exon. The record is from RefSeq and is a predicted model, not a curated record. Gene Ontology annotation, cellular component: endoplasmic reticulum membrane; endoplasmic reticulum; Golgi membrane. Bases 1 to 1308 code for a protein of 435 amino acids.
AUGGGUAAGAACGGCAUCUUCGGCCAGCUCAGGGGCAUCGAUGCCUUCUCAAAGACCAUGGACGAUGUGCGCAUCCGCACCAACGCCGGCGCGCUCAUCACCCUCAUCUCGGCGCUCCUCAUCGUCGUGCUCACCAUCGGCGAAUUUGUCGACUACCGUACCGUUCAUCUCAAACCCUCCCUCGAGGUCGACCGCUCGAGAGGCGAGAAGCUCACCGUCAACAUGAACAUCACCUUCCCUCGCGUGCCGUGCUACCUCCUCUCGCUCGACGUGAUGGACAUCUCGGGCGAGCACGUCAACGACAUCCAGCACGACAUUGAGCGCACCCGCAUCUCCCACGACGGCAAGGUGGUCACCGCGGGAAAGAAGACGCUCAAGGGUGAGGCGGCGCGCAUCGCCAACACCAAGGCCGAGGACUUUUGUGGAGACUGCUAUGGCGGCCAACCGCCGGCGAGCGGAUGCUGCAACACGUGCGACGAGGUGAGGGAGGCAUACGUGCGCAAAGGGUGGAGCUUCACCGAUCCAGACCACGUCGACCAGUGCGUCGCUGAGGGUUGGUCCGACAAGAUCAAGGAGCAGAACCAGGAAGGCUGUCGCAUCUCGGGCAAGCUGCACGUCAACAAGGUCGUCGGCAGCUUCCACCUUUCGCCCGGCAAGGCCUUCCAGCGCAACAGCAUGCACGUCCACGACCUCGUCCCCUACCUCUCCGGCACCGGCGUAGAGCACCACGACUUUGGUCACAUCAUCCACGAGUUCAGCUUCGGCUCCGAGCAGGAGUUUCACGGCCUCACAACCAUCAAGGAGCGCGCGGUCAAGGCCAAGCUCGGCGUCAAGGACCCUCUCGAGGGACUCCGGGCGCAAACCAAGGAGAGCCAGUUCAUGUUCCAAUACUUUGUCAAAGUCGUCUCGACCGAAUUCCGACCCUUGAGCGGCGAGCCGCAAAAGACGCAGCAGUACUCGGUGACGACCUACGAGCGCGACCUCUCGCCCGGCGCCAACGCCGCAGAGAUGGCAGGCCUUGCCACCGAGGGAUCCGGCGCCCACGUCUCGCACGGCUUCGCAGGUGUGCCAGGCGUCUUCUUCAACUAUGAGAUCUCGCCCCUCAAGACGAUUCAUUCCGAGUACAGGCAGUCGCUGUCCCACUUUCUGACCAGCACCUGCGCUAUCGUGGGAGGCAUCCUGACAGUAGCGGGCAUCUUGGAUAGUCUGGUGUACAACUCCAGAAGGAGGUUGGGCAUGAGGGAUGGCAGCGACGACGGCGCUAGGGAGGGACUCGGUUUCACGAGUAAGACCGGCAAGUUCUUGUAG